CGACAAUUCUGGCACAGAAAAUAAUCAUACUUCCUAAUAACCAUCACCAUGUACGGUGAACUCGGUAACAAACUGGUCCAACAUGCCAAACGCACCCAAUCCCUCGUUCACCUCCCGCCCUACCAAACCGAAAUGGUCCGCGCCGUAACCCGCGAAUUGCGCGAUCUCGACCGUGACGUUACACGUCUCCUCACCCCCUUCGAAGGCUCCUUCAAUCCCUCCGCCCAACCGGCCAUCGCCUGCGCCCUUCUCGUCGACCACCUCUGCAUGCGCCGGAACAAACGCUGCCUGUUAGCCUACCACCGUGUCCGAACAGAAAAACUAGAGGAAUUAUGCUGGAAGGGCGUGGAUCUGCUAGAACAGCAACUUCCGGAAGAUUCAUUACAACAAGGGCAACAGGAGUCGGUUCUUGGACAGGUGGGGAAUCAUAGCUCGUUGAGUCCCGAAGAGGAAGAGUAUUUCCGGCUGUAUGGGGAUAUGUUGGCGGCGUAUAAGGGACAAUGGACGGAUGUGGAUUUGACAGGGAGUUUGGAGCCGCCGCAGGAUUUGUUUAUUGAUGUGCGGGUUUUGAAGGAUGCGGGGGAGAUUCAGACGGAAUACGGGGUGAUCAAUUUGACCAAAAAUAGUCAAUUGUAUGUGCGACAGGGAGAUGUGGAACGAUUGAUUGCGCAGGGGUUCUUGGAGCGAUUGAGUUGAUUUAACAUUAUAUUUAACUGUAUAUAAAGUGCUUACUAUGCUAUGAUUCUAAUGAUACCCAUUGGCAUUGACCGAAGUCGGUUGCGGGA
Messenger RNA from Aspergillus glaucus CBS 516.65, 785 nucleotides. Its product is annotated as DNA replication protein PSF1. The coding region runs from base 49 to 696 and encodes 215 amino acids. Gene Ontology annotation, biological process: DNA strand elongation involved in mitotic DNA replication; DNA replication. NCBI's taxonomy places the organism in Eukaryota, Fungi, Ascomycota, Eurotiomycetes, Eurotiales, Aspergillaceae. The transcript has 3 exons. The record is from RefSeq and is a predicted model, not a curated record. Gene Ontology annotation, cellular component: GINS complex.